This is a messenger RNA of Cylicocyclus nassatus, 276 nucleotides long. Lineage: Eukaryota; Metazoa; Nematoda; Chromadorea; Rhabditida; Strongylidae. The record is from the annotation of a GenBank genome assembly.
AUGUCUGCGUUUACAAGAGCCUAUUACUCCGGUCGUUAUGAUUGGAUUACGAUGUACCCGAAAAUUCACGAUUCAAUUGAGAAUGCGCUUGGCUCUCGACGUAGGGAAGUCACCAUGGAAAGUGGUUUGGAACAGCUUGAAAGGAGCAUAGGUCAGAUAAUCGAAUGGCUGGAAAGAUUGCUAGAAUACGUCAACGAGGUUAUAUCCCGUGAGGAAUUGCCUUCUGAUGCUGUGGAACGUCGUUUGAUGGAUAUUGUUAAUACCGCUGUAGACUGA